Mus musculus (house mouse) is the source of this 5951-nucleotide messenger RNA. It is a transcript of the gene Kat7, whose product is annotated as K(lysine) acetyltransferase 7. NCBI's taxonomy places the organism in Eukaryota, Metazoa, Chordata, Mammalia, Rodentia, Muridae. The record is from RefSeq and is marked validated. Gene Ontology annotation, cellular component: site of DNA damage; nucleus; chromosome, centromeric region. Gene Ontology annotation, biological process: response to hydroxyurea; DNA replication-dependent chromatin disassembly; regulation of DNA-templated transcription. Bases 655 to 2022 code for a protein of 455 amino acids. Gene Ontology annotation, molecular function: histone H4 acetyltransferase activity; histone H4K12 acetyltransferase activity; histone acetyltransferase activity. The transcript is spliced from 15 exons.
GCCCCGCCCUUCCGGAUAGAGAUGGCGAUAGGUGUUGUAAAGGCGAGUUGGGAAGACCACUUUCCUUUCCUGGUGGGGGGAUUACAACAAAGCCGAGGAUGGGUGGUUAGAAAGCCAGCGCCCACCCCCAAGGGAUAGCUCGCAGGCCUGUUGCGUCUCAGUCACCGUCUUCCACCUAUUUGUUCAGUUUGACAUUUCCUGAGAAAUGCAGGCAGUAGUUCAGAUGGAACCGAAGAUUCCGAUUUUUCUACAGAUCUCGAGCAUACAGACAGUUCAGAGAGUGAUGGCACCUCGCGCCGAUCUGCCCGAGUCACCCGCUCCUCAGCCAGGCUAAGCCAGAGUUCCCAAGAUUCCAGCCCUGUUCGAAAUUUGCCGUCUUUCGGCACUGAGGAGCCUGCCUAUUCUACCAGAAGGGUGACCCGUAGUCAGCAGCAGCCCACGCCAGUGACUCCAAAAAAGUACCCUCUUCGACAGACUCGCUCAUCUGGCUCUGAAACGGAGCAGGUGGUGGACUUUUCAGAUAGAGAAACUAAAAAUACAGCUGAUCAUGAUGAGUCACCACCUCGAACUCCAACCGGAAAUGCACCUUCUUCUGAGUCUGACAUAGACAUCUCCAGCCCCAACGUGUCUCAUGAUGAGAGCAUUGCCAAGGACAUGUCCCUGAAGGACUCAGGCAGUGAUCUCUCUCACCGUCCCAAGCGACGUCGAUUUCACGAAAGCUACAAUUUCAACAUGAAGUGUCCUACGCCGGGCUGCAACUCUCUAGGACAUCUUACAGGAAAGCACGAGAGACAUUUCUCCAUCUCAGGAUGCCCGCUGUAUCAUAACCUCUCAGCUGACGAAUGCAAGGUGAGAGCACAGAGCCGGGAUAAGCAGAUAGAAGAAAGGAUGCUGUCCCACAGGCAAGAUGACAACAACAGGCAUGCAACCAGGCACCAGGCACCAACAGAGAGACAGCUGCGGUAUAAGGAAAAGGUGGCUGAACUCAGGAAGAAAAGAAAUUCUGGACUGAGCAAAGAGCAGAAGGAGAAAUACAUGGAACACAGACAGACCUAUGGGAACACUCGGGAGCCUCUCUUGGAAAACCUGACAAGUGAAUAUGACUUAGAUCUUUUCCGAAGAGCACAAGCCCGGGCUUCUGAGGAUUUGGAGAAGUUAAGGCUUCAAGGCCAAAUCACAGAGGGAAGCAACAUGAUUAAAACAAUUGCUUUUGGCCGCUAUGAACUGGACACUUGGUACCACUCUCCCUAUCCUGAGGAAUAUGCGAGGCUGGGACGUCUCUACAUGUGUGAAUUCUGCUUAAAGUACAUGAAGAGCCAGACAAUCCUCCGCCGACACAUGGCCAAGUGUGUGUGGAAACACCCCCCUGGUGAUGAGAUUUAUCGCAAAGGCUCCAUCUCUGUGUUUGAAGUAGACGGCAAGAAGAACAAGAUCUACUGCCAAAACCUCUGCCUUUUGGCAAAGCUUUUUCUGGACCAUAAGACGCUAUACUAUGAUGUAGAACCUUUCCUGUUCUACGUUAUGACAGAAGCGGACAAUACUGGCUGUCAUCUGAUUGGAUAUUUUUCUAAGGAGAAGAAUUCAUUUCUCAACUAUAAUGUCUCGUGCAUCCUCACCAUGCCUCAGUACAUGCGACAGGGCUACGGGAAGAUGCUGAUCGAUUUCAGUUAUUUACUUUCCAAAGUAGAAGAGAAAGUCGGCUCUCCAGAGCGCCCACUGUCAGACCUGGGGCUCAUAAGCUACCGCAGCUACUGGAAGGAGGUACUGCUCCGAUACCUGCACAACUUCCAGGGCAAGGAGAUCUCCAUCAAAGAAAUUAGCCAGGAAACAGCUGUGAAUCCCGUGGACAUUGUCAGCACUCUGCAAGCCCUUCAGAUGCUCAAGUAUUGGAAAGGCAAGCACCUAGUUUUAAAGAGACAGGACCUGAUAGAUGAGUGGAUAGCCAAAGAGGCCAAAAGGUCCAACUCCAACAAAACCAUGGAUCCAAGCUGCUUAAAAUGGACCCCUCCCAAGGGCACUUAAAGUGACCUAUCAUUCCGAGCCAGCGAGCCCCAGCAGUAGGAAUCCGUACCCUAGGGAUCUGUCUGUCAUUUCUGUUGCUCUUGUGAUUGGCAAGUACAGUAUCCUUUGGGAAGGCCACCCCCUCAGCACUGUUCUGGCUCCAGCCUUCGUGUACACUGCAGACACUAGUUCUGAGGAACUGUUGUUUCGGCCUCAGUGAGGUUGCCUGGACGGAUCUGUAUGAGGCUCGAGUACAGAUCCCUCAUAGCACUGACCCAAGGAGUUGUGUUAUGGUACUGUACCUGUCCAGUCACUGGUUCCCACCUCAUGCUUUUUAACUCCGAGGUUUGUUGUGUCCUGACCUUUGUGCUAGUGCUUUUUCCUGCCUGGAUAGCAGACCUCCAAACAUGGUUGCCACCAAAGGGCCCUUUCCAGUUACUUCUAACACAUUCUUCAUGAAGGGGUGGGCAAGAGGCAGCGCCUGUGCGUGUCUGCUGGGAGGGUCCGCUCACCAUGGGUUUCAUCUCGCAGUCACUCAUUUUUCUCCCUUUUUGUCAAAAGACUUACUACCUUUGAUCAGGAUCAGGCUGCCCAGAGCUAGGAACGCCUGGCAUUUCCCAGGGGUUCACAGGCCUGGUCCAUCUGCGUGAGAUGGUGAAGCCUAAGAGGUGGUCCCAUGCUUUCCUUUGUAUUUACUUGUGGACACUGGGGCAGCAUUGUGUAGAAGGAAAUGAGGAAUUCUUUGCCACAGCAGAAAAUGCCCCCACUUUUUUUUCUGCCCCCUUUUAUGUUGGUAGUUGCCAAAAUAUUUUAACAGUCUUUUUUCAUACAUUAAAUGACCACCCUGUGGAUCUUUCCACACCUGCCUCUGCCAGUCUGGUGUAGGGCAGCUCUACUUUCCACACAAGUUGCACUGAUCUUGUCCAGAGCUUCCUGGGAGAAGUGGAAACUGGUUGAAAUGCUUGUGUUUCUCAGCCCAUGACUCAGCAAGACAGGGUGGCCACUCUGCUACGGUUUGCUUCGCUCUCAACAGUGCCUCCCUCCCCCAGCAGACUGAAGUGCUUCUGUCUAAGAACUAAGUCCAUUCCCUUUCGGGACUUGCCACCAUCAUCCUGUUCUCUGGGUUCCUAUUUUUGGUGGUGUUAAGUGAAGGAAGAAGUGUUCCCUCUAAUUUCUCCCUGUCCCAGUAUAUAACCUGCUAUCUUGGGGCAGCUUUUGAUGUCUGACAUGUCACCCUUCCCAAGUUGGUCUCUUCCAACACUGCUGUCUUCACGUGGCACCCUCUUACCACAACCCUAACUCUGGUCAUUUGUGCCUUUCUCUUGUCAUCUCUGUACACUACUAAUAUUCACUGUGGGUUGGGGAGCUGAUUUUAAGCAUGUUCAGUGGCUCCCCUCCAGUUUCAGUGUAACUGUUAAAAUGUAUCCAAAAGCCACUUCACUGGGGGUUUUCUUAAGGGGUAAAGGCCUUUUACAGAUGCUGAGCCCUCCCCACAUGUGGCAGAAUGUGCUCUUCUGUAUCUACUCAAUAAAGCAUGUUCUCUGCUCAUGUCUGACUGCUCUGAAGCUUGUUUAUAUGGGAAUGGUGUGAUUGGCUCAGCACAGUGUUAGCCCUGGGGUUUGGAGCUAUGGAUUGUUUUCCCCUGUGAAGCAGGUUGUUGACAGAGUGAGUGUUUUCUCUGAACUCACAAGCGGUAAAACAAAUUGAGUCUGCCUCCCUUUGGCUCCAGGAAGUCGCUGUGCGCAACAGCAGCUAGCUAGUGUAAUUUCAUUCAUCUGCCUCUGGUUUGGGGCCUUGUCAAGGAACCACUGGGAAGUUAGGGUGGGUUGGGGAUGCCAUGGAAGCUUGUAGGAGGCAGAACAAUGCAUUCCUUUCCUCUAAGCGUGCUCACCAGUAUCAAGCCAGGCCCUGUCUAAUCAUCAUCCAGCCCAGGUUGUGCCUCUGGAAGUAGCUGCAGUUGUUGCUUGUGUUUGCCCAGGCAGGACCAGCGGGGCGGGGCAUUGUCGUCUGGGUGUGGAAAGGGAGCUGUGUUUGCUGGGCUACUUUUGCUCACUGGCAAGGCCUCUUACUGGAGUCGGAAAAUGCAGUGGAGAAAAAUAACUGCCCUUCUGUUGAUCUUAGACCAGGGUUUGCUCAAGUCUCUGUGUUGGAACCAUUUGCAGCAGAGGGAGAUUUUGUUCUCUCAGUUUGAAGAGUGGAGAUGGGUAACAUGGACGGUAAGAAUUGAAUGCCAGGGAGGGAGAGAUGAUGGUUGCACAGUCCUGAUCCUGUCGUUGCUGGGUCUGGUUAGCCACUCAGUGGAGGCUAACUUCAUUUGUGUGUGGCAGCCUCAUGUGCGCUCAGCACUACUUCCUUUGUCCUUUGUAUUAGCUGCGUGCAGCCUGCUCGCACUGGUUAUACAGAAGGAAACCUGCAUCCUACCGCAACUGUGAACCAAGAAGCCAGAAUGCUCAUUGUACUCUGUUGUACUUGAGAAUCUGUACCACUUCUGCCAUUGCCUUCCCCAGCCAGCUUCAGUUCCCUGGUGUUUCUGCUCAUUCUUUCCCUUCGAGGCAGAUACACGCUGUUAGAAACCGUCAUGUUUCUAGAGCAGCGCUUCUCGGCGUGUAGAUGUCAAUGAGCCUUUCCCAGGGUUGCCUAAGACCACCCGGAAUAUAGAUUAUUAUAUCAUGAUCCUGAAUGAAAGCCUUGCUUCUCUUGCCUCCAAAACACGUGGUGCAGCCUGGUCUCUUAUUUCUCAUGGGAAUAGUGAGCCCUGAUGAGUCAUUUCUAGUAGUGUAGUAUGUAUGUAGUAUGUACAGUGUAGUAUGUAUGUAGUAUGUAUGCAGUAUGUGUAGUGUAGUAUGUAUGUAGUAUGUAUGCACUUUGUAGAGCAGAGAUGCUUCCUACUUGGUCUUGGCUGUCAUCAGGCCCUGUACUUCGUUCUGGUUGUAUGGCUGGGAUUAGGGACUGCUGGAAUGGACCUAUCUGUCAGGCUGGUUGCUCUAGAUCAAGGUUGGGGCUGUGGAGCAUCAUAAAAUCUGUAGAUGAAAGUGGAGCACAGUUUGCUUGUGGCACACAUAUAUCCCUUCUGGAACAUAAAACCAAUGGAAUCAGCAUUUUGAUUGCCCUUGCAAGGGUAGUUAGUGUGUCUAUUCUUAUAGCAGGUUCAAGCAGCAGAGCUCUGAGCCACCUUCUCCCUCCCCUGUUUGCUUCUGGCCUUUGUGAAGCUGAAAAGACUCAUUAGGAUUAAUUUUUGUUGUACCUAUGCAAAUAUGCACACAUUUAUUUACAGUCCAGGAAAUUGCCUUUGGAAUCUCCAGGGAUGAGCAUCCUAGAGCCUGGUUUGAGACGCCUCAGUAGUAAAGCAGGAAGCACAUUCUGGCUUCGCUGCUCUUACUCGGGACUCUGAACUGGUUUCUGGAAUGUGCUGGGAUGCAAAGAACCAAAUCCAAUGAGUGAUGAAGUAUGAAGGAGGUCUGGCUCACCGGCUGCCGGAGCCUCAUAGGGUUUGCAUGGGAAGACCUUUGCUAAAUAAUGGCAUGUAGUCUAUGCUAGGAAUUGGCUCUAACCUGGUUUUGCUUCAGGUCUUUUGGCCUCAGGCUUGCAAAUGACUGCCUCUCCCAGACUGAUGGGGGCACUGUACUUGCUCACUUCCUCUGUGGUAUCUUCAGCAAUGCCAGUGAGUGUCACUGAACUAUCGACAAGACUCAGCGGUGAGGAAAAUGUCCGACACCCCCCCCCCCCCCAAGCAAAGUCACUAUUUGUCCCUUCCCUCUCGUGCAGUGCCUUCAGUACACGUUUGGACUCCUGGCUUUGUUUACUCAUGCAUAGAACUAGAGAAAAUAACCUGGUCUGUUGAUGGCUUUGGCUCCCUGGUGCCUCCCAAGCCUUCCCCGUGAGUUGAACACUUUCUUCUUGACAAGUUACCUGCUAAUAAAGGGCCAUUUCUGGAAAUGGCUUACCUUGGA